AAGGUUAGCACGAACAUGGCGGAGACCAGAGUCACGUUGCCGUUAAAAACUCUUUCUUUUUUGGCCAAUUUCAGCCUUAAAAGAAAAAAAGUUACGAAUAACGACGGUGAAAUAAAAGUGAUCUACAGAGGCUAGGAGUGGGCUCGGGAACAACGGCGAGAGUUGAAUGUUGGGAGGAAAAAAAGUGUGUGUUUCAAAAAGAGACUCUCUGUCGUGCUUAGACACCGGCAAGGCCUCCUCAUUCUCCCUCUGCUUCUCCUCCUCCGUGUGUGCCUCUGAAAGCUGAUUAAAGAUCAGGCCAGGAAGGGCCAGGUUUAGGGAAACAGGAAGCCUGAUGCGGGGAAGCGGCCCACGUCACCAGCCACACACCCACCCAACCACCCCCUGCUUGCCUCCACUAAAAGUGAAAUCCUGAGCCAGCGCAAGAGUAUGGACUCCUUGCUCAAGUCCCCGAUGAAACUUGUACUUUUAACAGCAUGGGUCUACGGUGCGGUGAAACUGUGCCGCGCUGACAACUGCCCCGAAUGUCACUUGCUGGCGGUGUGCGAAUCCCACAGCGGACUGAGGGGCUGCUACUGCAGACACGGAUACACCGGCGACGGCAUCAAGUUUUGUAACGACGACAACGAAUGCAACGGGACCAAUAUCUGCGGGGAGUGGGCGGGAUGCACCAACACCGAUGGCAGCUACAACUGCACGUGCGUUCCCGGCUACCAUUCCACUGGGCUGAACGGCAGCACAGAUUGCACCGACAUUGAUGAGUGCGAGGCGGUAGAGCGGUGUGGCCCGUAUUCCAACUGCCACAACACAAACGGAUCUUUCUACUGCACCUGCCAGCGGGACUUCAGCCCCACCAAAGGGCCCGCACACUUCCAGCCCGACAACGGCACACACUGCAGAGUGCACCCUCAGAAAGACUGCCAUGACAGCGCCGGGUGCCUCACACAGACUGUCAACAGAACUCUUGAAUACAUCGCCAACUUGACGGAGCCCAGGAGCAUGCUGGGAGAGAUCACGGCGAAGACGUCCGGAGACCUGACCUCGGUGGAGGUCAUCUCGUACGUGGAGGCCUUGUCUCGCUCGGCCUGGCGCUUCGAGGGGAAUCAUGCCGUCAGCGAGCCCAGUGCUGUCAACGCCACUCUCACUAAACUGGUGGCGGCGGUGAACAACCUGGUGGAGAAGGAGGAGCUGGUGGCAUGGAGCCGGAUGGCAGAGGAGCUGAGGGAGAACACCGUGACCAAGCUGCUGCACGCGCUGGAGCAGAGUGCCCUGGCUCUGGCCCGGGGCAGCAGCUCCCCCACCCAGCUGGACAUCAGAGCCAGGGACAUGGAGUUGAAGGUGGUGACGUUCGACGCCGAUCAGUCCCAGGAGCCGCUGUCUGUGUCCCUAAGUGGAGAUCUUAUUAAGAUUGAACCCAAAGAUGGUCUGAAAGACCGCAGUAAUGGAAGCGUCUCGGUGGUGUUUGUGCGAUAUGACAGCCUCGGUGACAUCCUGAAGCCCAGUUCGGACCCGGGAGUCACCGACUACUCGCGCUAUGCCGGAUCGGGGGAAAUCACGGUCCACUCCCAGGUGGUCGCGGCCGCCAUCAAACCUGCUGACGUCUACCAACUGGAACGCAUCACCCUCACUCUCUGGCACAACGAGCCUAUCGACGUGGACGCCGACGUGACCAAGUGUGCCUUCUGGGAGUACGACCCGGACACCCUGCAGGGGCACUGGGCCACCCACGGCUGUACGAGGGAGCAGGUCAACAGCACCGCCACCACGUGCUCCUGCGACCACCUGACCCACUUCGCCAUCCUUAUGUCCUCCGGGCGGGCCAACCUGGUUGCCCACUCCAACGUCCUGAUGCGCAUCACCCAGCUGGGCAUGGUCAUCUCCCUCAUCUGCCUCUCCAUGUGCAUCUUCACCUUCUGGUUCUUCAGCGGGAUCCAGAGCACCCGCACCACCAUCCACAACAACCUCUGCUGCAGCCUCUUCAUGGCCGAGUUCAUCUUCCUGGUCGGCAUCAACAUGAACACACACAAGCUCUUCUGCUCUGUGAUCGCCGGGCUGCUCCACUACUUCUUCCUGUCUGCGUUCGCCUGGAUGUGCAUCGAGGGCAUCCACCUGUACCUCAUCGUGGUGGGGGUCAUCUACAACAAGGGCUUCCUGCACCGCAACUUCUACCUCUUCGGCUACGGCAGCCCCGCCGUGGUGGUGGCCAUCUCCGCCGCGCUCGGCUCCAAGUACUACGGCACCGAUAAAGUGUGCUGGCUUAGUACAGAGAACAACUUCAUUUGGAGUUUCAUUGGGCCCGCGUGUCUGAUCAUUUUGGUAAAUCUUCUCGCUUUCGGAGUCAUCAUCUACAAAGUUUUCCGACACACUGCUGUGAAAAAGCCAGAGAUCAGCCAUUAUGAAAAUAUCAGGUCCUGUGCCCGCGGGGCCUUGGCCCUCCUCUUCGUGCUGGGGGCCACCUGGACGUUCGGCUUGCUCCACAUCCUCCACGAGACCACCCUCACCGCCUACCUGUUCACCAUCGCCAACACCUUCCAGGGCAUGUUCAUCUUCAUCUUCCUCUGCGUCUUGUCAAGAAAGGUUCAAGAAGAGUAUUACAGGCUUUUCAAAAACGUUCCGUGCUGCUUUGAAUGCCUGAGAUGAGCCAUUGUGAUCAAGGCCAACACUGCAUUUAACUGAACCUUUACCAAAACCAGUCUUGUUGCAUAAAUGGAUAGCACCGGGUAUAUAAUGAAAGACAACUAUGUCAUACAGAAUUCUAUGAACUGUUUUUCAUGGUUUCAUGGUGUUGUUGUGGUGUUGGUUUCAUUGUUUUUAUUUGAAUCAUUUUCCAAAUGGCUUACUUUCUUUCGCCUUUCUAUUCAAUGUUAUGCAAUACAGCUGUAAUUGUUGUUAUGGUGAUCCGGUUAAUAAAUUAUAUUUGUGUCACAUUUGAAAUCUU
This is a messenger RNA of Gadus morhua (Atlantic cod), 2938 nucleotides long. It is a transcript of the gene adgrl4, whose product is annotated as adhesion G protein-coupled receptor L4. Gene Ontology annotation, cellular component: plasma membrane. The transcript has 16 exons. Gene Ontology annotation, molecular function: G protein-coupled receptor activity; calcium ion binding. The record is from RefSeq and is a predicted model, not a curated record. The coding region runs from base 430 to 2640 and encodes 736 amino acids. Gene Ontology annotation, biological process: adenylate cyclase-activating G protein-coupled receptor signaling pathway; cell surface receptor signaling pathway. NCBI's taxonomy places the organism in Eukaryota, Metazoa, Chordata, Actinopteri, Gadiformes, Gadidae.